CCGCCAUGUCCGUCCUCGCACCCAUCAUUUGUGAUAACGGCACUGGUUUCUCAAAAGUUGGGUUCGCAGGCAACUCCGACCCUUCAUUUGUGUUUCCGACAGCCAUUGCGACGCGCGGGCCCGUUCAACAACCCAGCCGCUCAGGCCCAGCCGUUCCCCCGCGCCCCGGCAAUCUCGCAUCCAAGCGCGGCGUGGAGGACCUUGAUUUCUUCAUCGGCGACGAGGCACUCGCGAACGCACAGACACCGGGCUAUGGCGUGUACUACCCUAUUCGUCAUGGGCAGAUCGAGAACUGGGAUUACAUGGAGCGGUAUUGGGAGCAAACCAUCUUCAAGUACCUUCGCGCCGAGCCCGAGGAUCACUACUUUUUGCUGACUGAGCCGCCGCUCAACCCUCCCGAGAACCGCGAACAAACUGCCGAGAUCUUCUUCGAAUCGUUCAACAUCAAGGGCCUUUACAUCGCUGUGCAGGCUGUGCUCGCACUCGCGGCAUCGUGGUCCUCGAACCGCGUCACAGACCGCACGCUCACGGGUACGGUCAUCGACUCCGGCGACGGUGUCACGCAUGUCAUCCCCUGUGCGGAGGGCUACGUCAUCGGCAGCGCGAUCAAGCACAUCCCCAUCGCCGGGCGCGACAUCUCGCAGUUCGUGCUCAACCUGAUGCGCGAGCGCGGAGACAUGACGACUGUCCCGCCCGAGGACCAGCUCAAGGUCGCGGGUAAAGUCAAAGAGAACUACAGCUACGUGUGCCAGGACAUUGUGAAGGAAUUCCGGAAGUACGACCAGGAGCCGUACAAGUACUUUGAGCGGUACGAGGGCGAGCAUACUGUCACGGGGCGUAAAUACUCGGUAGAUGUCGGUUACGAGCGGUUCCUUGCGCCUGAGAUCUUCUUCAACCCCGAAAUCUACUCGUCUGACUUCCUGACACCUCUACCCGAAGUUGUCGAUGGCGUUAUUCAACAAACACCUAUCGAUGUUCGACGUGGUCUUUACAAGAACAUUGUUCUCUCCGGAGGAUCGACAAUGUUCCAGCACUUUGGUCAACGCCUGAAACGAGACUUGAAGCAGAUAGUGGACCGCAGGCUCGAUGCGAGCGUCACGGCAAGCGGCAGCCACAUGCGAUCGUCUGGUGUUGACGUCGAAGUCAUCUCGCACAAGCGCCAACGGUAUGCCGUCUGGUUUGGUGGAUCUCUCCUCGCAUCACUCCCCGAGUUCUAUUCCUUCUGCCACACGAAGGCGCAGUAUGACGAGGUCGGCCCAAGCAUCUGUCGUCGAUACCAGAUCUUCGGAAGUGCAACGUAGAAACAAUGUUAGCUGGAAUGGCCCGGUGUAUUAUCAUAUCAUACCACAAGGACACACAAUACGAAGAUGCUA
Postia placenta MAD-698-R-SB12 is the source of this 1373-nucleotide messenger RNA. RefSeq lists its product as hypothetical. Gene Ontology annotation, cellular component: Arp2/3 protein complex; actin cortical patch. Bases 6 to 1301 code for a protein of 431 amino acids. Lineage: Eukaryota; Fungi; Basidiomycota; Agaricomycetes; Polyporales; Adustoporiaceae. The record is from RefSeq and is a predicted model, not a curated record. Gene Ontology annotation, biological process: Arp2/3 complex-mediated actin nucleation. The transcript has 9 exons. Gene Ontology annotation, molecular function: actin filament binding.